AUGGUUUUCACACCUCCUUCAUGGGUACCUCCUAUGCUUGAUCCUCCGGAUACGAUCUCUGUUCCGGACUUCGUGAAAUCUGAGUUAUAUGGGAGGUAUUCGGUCAAUGGCUCCCGCCCAAUGUUCACAUGCGGCAUCACUGGCACAUCUUACACAGCUUCAGAGGCGUUUCGGAGAACAGACUUUCUUUCGAGGGGGCUGAGAAAGGCCCUGAGAUGGAAUGUCAAUGAAGGGACUGAAUGGGAUCGGGUUGUUGCUAUUUUUUCUUAUAACACGGUUGACUACAUUCUUGCCGGUCAUGCCGUUCACAAGCUCUCUGGCAUCGUGACACCAGCCAGUUUCACUCAUUCGCCUCAAGAGCUACAAUAUCAGCUCCGCCUUUCUGGUUCCAAGGCUAUAUUUACAUGCAUUCCGCUUUUGGAAACAGCACUGCAAGCCGCAAGUGCCGUGGGCAUCCCCAGCCAGCACGUCUUUAUCCUUCCCCUUCCCGGGGCCAAAGCAGAUGUACCACAUAUCACCGUUGAGGAAUUGAUUAAUCAAGGUCAAACCCUUCCGGACAUAGCUAGUCCACCUUGGGUCAAAGGUCAAGGCUCUCGCCAGACCGCAUAUCUCUGCUUCUCUAGCGGCACCUCUGGGCUACCAAAAGCUGUCAUGGUUUCUCAUCGAAACGUCAUCGCCAACACACUUCAAACAGCAACCUUUGACAGGGUCGGACGAGGAGCGAGCAAAGUAACGACUCAAGUCGCUGCUGGAAUUCUCCCAUUUAGCCACAUCUUUGGUCUCGUCAAUAUUGCCCAUGUUGCCAUGUACCGGGGAGAUGAGCUUGUCGUACUUCCGCGAUUUGAUUUCGCUCAGCUGUUGAAAACCGUGGAGAAAUUCAAAAUUGAACAACUAAGCAUUGUCCCUCCCAUUUUAAUUCAAAUCAUAUCUAGGCAGGACGAGUGCCGCAGAUAUGACCUCAGUAGCGUGCGACAUGUUUUUACUGGAGCUGCUCCCCUGGGGAGUGAGACUAUGGAUAGAAUUCAAACGUUGUAUCCAAAUUGGAAGCUGGGCCAAGGAUAUGGUCUCACAGAAGCAUCGCCCAGCGUCUUGUCUACUAGUGAGCAUGACCCGUUACCGGGUUCGGCUGGCUCUCUUCUCCCAUACACCAAAGCAAAACUCAUCAGCCUUGAGGGUAAUGAAGUCACUAAAUACGAGACACGAGGAGAGCUUCUUAUCCAAUCUCCCUCAAUAACGCUUGGCUAUCUAAACGAUGAGAAAGAAAAUUCCCGAACCUUUGUUUGGCACAAUGAUGGGCGGUGGUUGAAGACCGGCGAUGAAGUUAUUGUUCGAAAAUCAGCUCUAGGCUAUGAACACUUUGUAGUGGUGGACAGAAUUAAAGAGCUGAUCAAAGUCAAGGGUCAUCAAGUAGCUCCAGCUGAGCUGGAAGCGCAUAUCUUGGAUCAUCCAUAUGUGUCUGAUUGUGCCAUCAUUGGCGUUCGGGACGAAAGAUCCGGUGAAGUACCGAAGGCUUUUAUCGUCAAGUCCGCAGAUCUACAAAAGUCCAUAAUCUCAGAUGACGAUGCUCGCAAGGCUAUUCACAAGCAUGUCGAAGAGCAUAAAGCGAGACACAAGUGGCUUAGGGGAGGAAUUGAGUUUGUUGAACUUAUUCCGAAGAGCCCAAGUGGCAAAAUACUGAGGAGAUUGAUACGAGAUGCAGAAGCGAAGAAGCAAAGGCCGCCACAGACAAAGCUGUGA
Molecule: messenger RNA, 1737 nt
Organism: Clonostachys byssicola
Lineage: Eukaryota; Fungi; Ascomycota; Sordariomycetes; Hypocreales; Bionectriaceae
Source: the annotation of a GenBank genome assembly